This is a messenger RNA of Brettanomyces bruxellensis, 1362 nucleotides long. RefSeq names its product Solute carrier rch1 (gene RCH1). The record is from RefSeq and is a predicted model, not a curated record. The transcript has a single exon. Lineage: Eukaryota; Fungi; Ascomycota; Pichiomycetes; Pichiales; Pichiaceae. Bases 1 to 1362 code for a protein of 453 amino acids. Gene Ontology annotation, cellular component: plasma membrane.
AUGGGCGUUGCUUCUUACAUUGACUCGCUCGAGCCAUCUCAUCACAGAUCUUAUAGAAUUUACCACUUCUUAUGGCAUAAAGUGUGGCUAGCCUAUUGGUUUUAUUUUGUUCUUGCUAUUUUUAUAAUAAUUGCAAGAUGGGCCCCAAAUUUCGCCAGAUCUGGUGGUCUCAUAAGAGGAGAAUAUUCUAUUGGUUAUGGUGCAGUUGCCGUGAUUUUUUUAGGAUCCGGUCUCUCUAUGAAGACUAAGGAUUUACUUCAAAACGUUUUUCACUGGAGAGCGCACUUGAUUGUUUUAUCUUUGGAAUUUUUAAUCACAUCCUCUAUAAUGUACGGUUUUGCUUGUGCAAUUAAGGCCGCGAACAACCCUAGAAUAUCACUUUGGAUGCUUGUUGGAAUUAUUGUUAGUGCUUGCUGUCCAACAACUGUUAGCUCGAAUGUCGUCAUGACCCGGAAGGCUGAUGGAAAUGUUUAUUUAACGCUUUGUGAAGUUUUCUUUGGUAAUAUUCUUGGGGCCUUCAUUACUCCGUCAAUGGUUCAAUUGUAUACCCGUGGUACUUGGUCAUUUGCAAAUCCUGCGAAUGGGACUUCUUUUGGACAUGUUUUUGCAAGUGUCAUGAAACAAAUUGGAUGUUCCGUUUUUAUUCCGUUGUUCGUUGGUCAGAUAGCACAGAAUUUUAUCCCGAAAAUUGCCCAAAAGGUAUCUUCGGUGUUGAAAUUUUGUAAAUCUGGUUCUGUUAUGCUUCUCUUGAUCAUGUUUUCGUCAUUUUCAACAGCAUUUUACCAGCAUUCCUUUACAGAAGUUUCACAUGCAUCCAUCAUUAUGUUAUGUUUCUUCAACUUUGGAAUAUACAUGUUUUUCACGGUUAUAUGUUUUAUAAUGUCCAGACCUGCAUUUCUCUUACGCAUUUUUAAAAGAGAACCGACUGAAAGCUCUUCAUGUUUCUAUAAAUGGUCAUAUAAAAUAUUCAGACCAUUUUAUUAUAACAGAUCGGAUACUGUGUCCGUCAUGCUUUGUGGAGGUGCAAAAACUGCUGCCUUGGGUGUCUCGUUGAUUACGUCGCAAUAUGGUAGUGAUAAUCCACAUCUUGGCGAGUUGCUUGUUCCGAUGGUUCUUUAUCAAGCUGAGCAGGUCUUGGCGGCUAAUAUUUUGACCGGUUUCAUGAAGAAAUGGAUUCAUGCAGGCCCAGAAUGGAAGAAGCAAGAAUUGGAGAAGGAACUAAAGGCAGAGAGAGUCGGUAGUGAUAUUGAGGAUACGGGUAAUCAACUUCCCAGUAAGUCAUUGAAAAAAAUAGCAUAUGAGGAGGGUUCAAGUGAAUUAGAUAUCUCUCUUAAUUCUCCAGGGGAGUCAAAAAAAGAGUGA